GCGAGCGGCGGGGCAGCCAGUUUGCGCGCAGGGCGCCGACCGAGAGCCACUGCGUUGCCAUGAGCGCGCCCCGGGACAUCGGCUCCUUCGUGGUCUGGGACUAUGUGGUGUUCGCCGGGAUGCUGCUCAUCUCGGCCGCCAUCGGCAUCUACUACGCCUUCGUGGGACGCGGCGAGCAGACCUCCAAGGAGUUCCUGAUGGGCGGCCGCAGAAUGACCGCCGUGCCUGUGGCGCUGUCCCUCACCGCCAGCUUCAUGUCGGCCGUCACGGUCCUGGGCACCCCAUCCGAGGUCUACCGCUUUGGGGCCAUAUUCAGCAUCUUUGCCAUCACCUACUUCUUUGUGGUCCUCAUCAGCGCGGAGGUCUUCCUCCCGGUGUUCUACAAACUGGGGAUUACCAGCACCUACGAGUAUUUGGAACUUCGAUUUAACAAAUAUGUUCGUCUCUGUGGAACAAUUCUCUUUAUUGUUCAAACCAUUCUGUAUACUGGAAUUGUUAUUUAUGCCCCUGCCCUGGCCUUGAAUCAAGUCACAGGAUUUGAUCUGUGGGGCGCAGUAGUAGCCACAGGAGUGGUCUGCACGUUCUACUGCACUUUGGGUGGGCUUAAAGCAGUUAUCUGGACGGAUGUUUUUCAAGUUGGUAUCAUGGUGGCUGGAUUUGCAUCUGUAAUUAUACGGGCUGUUGUGGUUCAAGGUGGAAUUGACAAUAUUCUGAAUGAUUCCUAUAAAGGUGGAAGAUUAAACUUCUGGAAUUUUGAUCCUAACCCUUUGCAAAGACACACAUUCUGGACAAUUAUUAUAGGAGGGACCUUCACAUGGACCAGCAUUUAUGGUGUCAACCAAUCCCAAGUACAGAGAUAUAUUUCCUGUAAAAGCAGAUUCCAAGCAAAAAUGUCUCUCUACAUCAACCUCCUGGGACUCUGGGCAAUCCUUGUCUGUUCAGUGUUUUCUGGACUCGCCCUAUAUUCCAGAUACCAUGACUGUGAUCCUUGGACAGCCAACAAAGUGUCUGCACCUGACCAGCUCAUGCCUUAUUUUGUAUUGGACAUUCUACGAGAUUUUCCGGGACUUCCUGGGCUUUUUGUGGCCUGUGCUUACAGUGGUACUCUAAGUACAGUAUCCUCCAGUAUUAAUGCCUUAGCAGCAGUAACUGUGGAAGAUCUAGUCAAACCUUACUUCCGUUCACUGUCGGAAAAGUCUCUCUCCUGGAUUUCCCAAGGACUGAGUGUGCUAUAUGGAGCCCUGUGUAUUGGAAUGGCUGCUCUGGCAUCACUGAUGGGAGCUUUGUUGCAGGCAGCACUCAGCAUAUUUGGUAUGGUUGGUGGACCACUUAUGGGCUUGUUUUCUUUGGGAAUUUUGGUUCCCUUUGCCAACUCAAUUGGAGCAAUUGUUGGUUUGAUGACUGGAUUUGCUAUUUCUUUGUGGGUUGGAAUUGGAGCUCAACUUUAUCCUCCUCUUCCCGAGAGAAUGAUGCCACUAAGCCUUGAAACCUAUGGCUGUAACAACACAUUCAAUGGAACAGGUUCAAUGAUAACUACAGAGAUGCCAUUUUCUACUAGUUCUGGAAUACAAGACACUGGAAGGACCCCACUGAUGGAUAACUGGUAUUCUCUAUCAUAUCUAUACUUCAGCACUCUUGGAACCUUGAUAACAGUAUUUGUGGGAAUGCUUGUCAGUUUACCAACAGGUGGAAGAAAACAAAACUUAGACAAAAAAUUUCUACUAACCAAAGAGGACUUUCUAUCCAAUUUUGACUUUAAGAAAAAGAACCAGGUUUUAAGCUAUAAAUCUCAUCCAGUAGAAGAUGGUGGAACUGAUAAUCCUGCAUUCAACCAUGUUGAAUUGAACCUCACAAAUCAAAGUGACAAGGACAAUGGGACUCAUUUGUGAAGCAGCUCUGACACUAGGUGAUCUUAAACAGUGUCUCAGAUUUGCAUGUUUUCUGAGAUAAUUGGAUCAGGUUUAUAUUUUUUUUCUUUUUUGUCUAUUAUGUCUAUCAAAACAGGGGCUGUUUUGGGAAAUAACAUCUUGUUAAAGCAAAGUCAUGACUUCCUUCCCUUGUGACACUCACUCACUGAAGAUGCUAUGGAAUUACCAAUUUCAGCAUCAGCAUUUCCCUCCAUCUUUGUUUAAUGUCAGUAGAACUGUCAUUGUGAAAAUUAGGGAAGCUAUGACUAUGUGUAUGCCAAAGGCUAACCACACACACAGCACAUACUUCAUGGUCAAUGUCAUAUUCUUAAAUUUGGACAUUGUUAAAUAUUUUCCAUGCAUUGGUGCUACCAUACAAAGUUUGGGGUUUGCCAAAGUCAUAACUAAUGUUGGAAAGGGCUUUCCUUCCUCCUGCUACAAAUUCUAUUCCUAGGGAGCAGUGAGGUUCCAGUUCUGUGUUGCUUUGAUGUUUGCUUCUCACUGACCCGUAUUAGUCAGUACAUACUAAAUUAGCAUCUGUUUCUGGCUCAGGGAGGAGGUAAUCUGGAAUCAUCCUGCCAGGGAUGACCAUGUGCCCAAUGAGCUUGGCUGUCUUGUUGCUGUGCAUCUAGUCUCCUGCCUUUUUUGCUUAUUAUCUAGAGCUCCUGGCCAUUAAGCUGUGCUUCUUAACUGCAUUUCUAGUUCAGAAUCAACUGAGUCGUUGUGCACUUUACCUGUGCUUGCCUUUGCUAGUUUCCUGUUUAUUGCUUUGGGUUGCAUAUGUCUUGAGACACCCAGUGUGAAUCCAGCUACCCCAGAUCCUAGUUCACUAAGUUCAAGCCUAUAAAUGAAAAUAAGUGCUGUGAGCCUGAUGCUUAGAAAUACUUUCAACAUUGGUCUGUAUGGAUUUGGUGAUCAAAGAGUAUUUAUGUUAUUAUUAAAGAUGAAAAAGAUCUGUGGAGUUGGAUGAUUACAUUGGAUGCUUUUGUUUCUGAGUGCCAAAUAAUAUGGAAUCCAAUUUAAAGGUACAUGUGCUUAGAAAUUUUGUAUAUCUAGUAUAUUCAUCCAAAGAGCUAAAUUACAUAGGAAAACACUGCUAUUUUUCAUCAGUGUUGUGGAAUUACUAAAUAUAUACUUUGUUCCAUGGUUUAAAAUUUUAGGAAAAAACUUCAAGUAGCAUUC
This is a messenger RNA of Talpa occidentalis (Iberian mole), 3089 nucleotides long. It is a transcript of the gene SLC5A8, whose product is annotated as solute carrier family 5 member 8. The transcript has 15 exons. The record is from RefSeq and is a predicted model, not a curated record. Gene Ontology annotation, cellular component: membrane. Bases 60 to 1889 code for a protein of 609 amino acids. Gene Ontology annotation, molecular function: organic acid:sodium symporter activity. NCBI's taxonomy places the organism in Eukaryota, Metazoa, Chordata, Mammalia, Eulipotyphla, Talpidae. Gene Ontology annotation, biological process: propanoate transmembrane transport; sodium ion transport.